AUGGCCGACAGCUGGCGCCAGGGGCAAUACACAGUGCAGAGCAAGGCUGGCGACGGCAGCAAGCAGCGGCGCUCGUCCGGAGUCUGUCACAAAUUAGAGCCCGCUGCAGGGGUGAUGGAGCAGCCGGGCCAGCUUCCAGCACUGCCCCGGGCGCUGGACGUUCAGAGGUUUGCCGGCGCUCGUGAGCAAGAGAUCCGGGCGCUAUGCGCGGCGCUCAAGGGCAGCAAGCUGGGCGUCAAGUUUGGAGUGGCGGCGCUGCCGCGCCACCUUCGGCGGCGGGCAGGCAGCCACAAGCCGUUCCACAACCACCGCUUCCGUCCAAAUGCCAAGCUGGCGGGAAAACGGCGCAAGCUCAACCCAGUCGCCGAGGCCGGCGAGGAGGAAGGCGGAGCAGCAGCGGCGUCAUCGACAACAGCUGCAACGCAGGGUGCUCAGUCGGGCGAGGUGACCACGGCGGCUGUGGCGCGGCCCUUCACAAACCGCCGCAUGCGGCGCCAGCCGGCGGCGCUGCAGGAGCGCUUCCGCCAGUCGGCCGCGUGGACGGAAGCCUCCCUGGCCGCCAGCGCCGCGGCUGCUGCCACAGCAGGCGCGGCGGAAGCCUCGGGGGCGGCAGCCGCCCCUGCAGCACCAGAGGGCAUCAGCGGCAGCCCGCGGCGGCUGGAGAUGCAUGUGUGGCACGCCAAGCGCCUGGCGAUGGAGGAGCGGUAUGGCUGGCUGCUGCCCGGGGGCGCGGCGGGCCAGGGCCGCGGCAGCCGCUCCUUUGUGCACGUUACCCGCGCCUCCGCCCUGAUGCACGAUGCCUCCUACAUGUGCCCCCUGCUGCUCAGGGGCGCCUGGCGGGACGUGCACAGCGUGCUCAGCACCCUGCUGGACCCCGUCGCCGCCGCGGCGCUGGCUGCCGACAUCAGUGAGGCAGGCGGUGCGGGCGGCGGCGACCUGGGCGGCUGGGAGCAGGAGGUUAUGCUCCACCAGCCCGGACGCUACCCACAAGGGGCCAUCUGCCCUGCACAGCUGCUGCUGUGCCCUGCCAGUGUCGAGAGCUGCAGUGGUGGCGGCGCCGGUAUGGAUGUUGACGGGGCGGCCGAGGCGGCGGUGGAGGAGGGAGGCCAGCGGGCAGCAGGCAGCGGGAGCAUGCAGGCGCUGCUCUGGGUGCACCCUGCCGCAGCGGCCGAGGCGGCUGCAGCUCUGCGGGCCGCGGCCGGCGCAGCCCAUGCCGCAGCCGGGGACCCCCCUAGCAACCAUAGCAUCACUGUUUCCGUGCUGGAUUUGAGGCGGCUAGAGAUCUGGGGAGGGGCGUCGGAUGCGGCGCUGGCUGUGGCCCUGGCGGGCGCCACAGCCGCUGCUGGCGGCAGUGCACCACAGCAGCAGCAGCAGCAGCCGGCUUCGCUGCUAAAUCAGCAGCAGGAACAGCAGCAGGAGGUGGAGCCGUUGCCAUCGCUGCCACCUGUGCUUGCAAGCAUGCAGCACGGGGAGGCCGUGCAGCUGCUGCUGCCAGACCCUCGCCUGCGCAAGCCAGUGGUGCUGGGCACCCUGUCUGCCACCCUGCUGCCGACGGCUGCUGCUGGGGCCGAGGGAGGGACAGCAGGCGGCAGCAGCCAGCAGCCCCAGCAGCAGCGGUUGGACGUGCCGCGCCUGCUGCGCGUGCCGCCGCCGCUGAGCGAGCCCGAGCUCAGCAGCCGGCGGCAGCAGCUGCGCCGCCGCCUGCUGCACCUUGAGGGCUCCACGCUUGGCGGCAGCGCUGGCGACCAGCAGCAGCGGCAGCAGCAGCUGCAGGAGCAGCAGCAGGAGCGCCAGCUGCAGCUCCAGGGUUACUGCCCUGCUGUGCUGGUGCGGCAUGACGGGCAGGAGCCUGGGGCUAUCCCAGGCUGGUCCCUGGUGCUCCCUGCCGGCUGGGUGCCGCCCUUCUGGCUGGCUGCCGCCUAUGCCGGCUGCAAGCCCACAGGCCAGCGCGAGUGGCGCUGGCUGCACACGCUGCAGCAGCGCCGCUGCUUUCCAUGGGACCAUCCAGACACUCCCGCCUAUGCAGCGCUGAUGCGGCAGCAGCAGCGGCGGCGACAGGCCAUCAUCGCCAAGCGGCCGCCGGGCAAGCAGAUGCUGGCUGCGCCGCCCAGCCCGCCAGACUGGCAGCGGCUGGUGCUGCCUCCUGCUGGUGGCAGCAGUGGCAGCGGCACAGAGGCGCCGCCAGAGCAGCAGCAGGGCAUGGAGGUUGACGCCGGGGCGCCUGCUGAUGUGGCAGUUGAGCUGGCAGGCGACGUGUAUGUGGCCCGCUGCUAUGCCGCAAUGGCUGCCGCCCUGAGCGGCAGCGCCAGCGGCGGCGCCAGCGGCGGCGCCAGCGGCGCUGCCCGCCCCGUCACGGCUGCGCUGCGGCAGGGUCUGCUCCAAUGGCGGCCCAAGCUGCAAGCUGUGGCCGCCUCCGCCGACGCCGUGGCAGGAGCCUCUCGGGGCGGGGCGUCCAGGGAACCAUCUGGCAGCACCAGCAGCGGCUGCCUACUGGAGGCAACCGUCCAUCCAGUCAAGUCGGGCUCGAUCGCCGAGGGCGCUGCUCUGUGUUAUGUGGCGGGCCGCGAGGCAUUGCUUCAGCGGGCGCCGCUGACUGUGCUUGGUGGCCGGCAGCAGCGGCGGCGGCAGCGGCAGCUGGAGCAGCAGCAGGUUGCGCUGGUGGAGGCUGGCGGCGACCUGGAUGCUGAGCUGGCAUUCGCCGCCGCCGCCGAGGGCCUCGCCGGCCCCAGCAGCAGCGGCAGCAGCAGCAGCUGUGGCGGCGAGGUGACGCAAGAGCUUGUUCAGGUGGUGGGCUAUGUGUUGUCAGAGGCGCCCCGCGGCGCGCCCAGGCGCUGCGGCGCGCUGGCCGCGGUGCAGAUGGCGGCGGCCUGGCGCCUGCGCUCGCUGCAGCACUGGGCGCCGCGGGCAGACGGCGGCACCAUAGAGGCGUUUGCCCGCAACCCCGGCAGCGACACGCUGUUCCCUGUGCGCCUGCGGCUGCUGGCGGAAGGGGAAGGCAGGCGUUGA
Chlorella variabilis is the source of this 3006-nucleotide messenger RNA. RefSeq lists its product as hypothetical. Bases 1 to 3006 code for a protein of 1001 amino acids. Gene Ontology annotation, cellular component: nucleolar ribonuclease P complex; ribonuclease MRP complex. The transcript is spliced from 6 exons. NCBI's taxonomy places the organism in Eukaryota, Viridiplantae, Chlorophyta, Trebouxiophyceae, Chlorellales, Chlorellaceae. Gene Ontology annotation, biological process: tRNA 5'-leader removal. The record is from RefSeq and is a predicted model, not a curated record.